AAUUGACAAAAGGUGGGAAGAUCAAAUGAGUAGGCCCUUUCACUAUGCUGCAUAUUGGUUGAAUCCCCAAAUUCACCAUUCUCAUGGUAUGGGAUUUAACUAUAAUGAUCCAAAGGUGAAAGUAGCUUUGUAUGAAUGUGUGAGUAGAGUUGCAAAGGAUGAUGAAGAGAAGUUUAGGAUUAUGGAACAGUUGCAUGUAUUUCUUCAUGCUCAAGGCAUGUUUGACAAAUAUGGUGCAAUGACCUUAAAGGAUAGGCAUCAUCCUGCUGAUUGGUGGACUUCAUUUGGAGAUGAAGUGCCAGAGCUUCAAAAAUUUGCCAUCCGAGUGUUGAGUUUGACUUGUAGUGCUUCUGGGUGUGAGCGCAAUUGGAGUGCAUUUGAGAGGAUUCAUACUAAGAAAAAGAACAGCCUUCAAACACAAAAGAUGAAUGAUCUUGUGUAUGUCAUGUGCAACAACAAGUUGGUGGGAAGUAAUGUCAAGAAAGCAAGAAGGCUUGAAAUUGAUUUUGAGGAUAUAGACUCCGAGAAUGAAUGGAUUUGUGGUAGUGACACUGAAGAAGAAACAUCACAAACUGAAGCUUUAGGAGUUGAUGGUGGUUAGGAAGGUCAUCAUGCUGUUGAAAUUGGUCCUACUAUUUCUAUUGGUGAGGAUGGAGGUGAUGAUGCUAUUCAUGUUGAUGGUGAUGGUGGCGAUGCUAUUCGUGUUGAUGGUGACCGCGGAUUUGAUAAUCCAUUUGAUGAUGGCGAUGACGAUGAUGAUAAUGAUGAAUUGGAUGCCAAUGUUGAAGGCG
Messenger RNA from Linum tenue, 791 nucleotides. The record is from the annotation of a GenBank genome assembly. NCBI's taxonomy places the organism in Eukaryota, Viridiplantae, Streptophyta, Magnoliopsida, Malpighiales, Linaceae.